UUUUAACUUGUGGAAUUUUAUAUUUUGAAGUGUUUAUUUGUAUUUUUAAAUAAAAAAAAAACAAAAAUGACCGCAAAUAAUAUUAACGCCUUGGUCGGAGCCACCACCCGUUACAUUGCUGGACGUAACGCUGUCCAAACUGUAUACUGGAGAUGUAAGGAAUCCGGCAAGAUGUACAAAUACAACAAAACCUUCGAAUUCGACAAGAGUCAAAAAUUGCCACCACAAAAUAUUCGAUUGACAAACUACACCACAAAUUUCAGAAGUCCCGGCCUUACCAGGAAGUGAUUGAAAUUAAGAACUUAACUGAAAUAGAAAACCAGUGUCCUUAAAUUUAUUUUUUAAGUUGUUGUAUAUAAAUAAUGUAGUUAAUAAGAGAUUAGCAAACAAAAGAAAUGUUAACAAUAUUUGUGAUAAAUUAAG
Molecule: messenger RNA, 423 nt
Organism: Eupeodes corollae
Lineage: Eukaryota; Metazoa; Arthropoda; Insecta; Diptera; Syrphidae
Exons: 1
Coding region: 67-288 (73 amino acids)
Source: RefSeq, a predicted model, not a curated record